Messenger RNA from Vicia villosa (hairy vetch), 2043 nucleotides. Its product is annotated as rust resistance kinase Lr10-like. NCBI's taxonomy places the organism in Eukaryota, Viridiplantae, Streptophyta, Magnoliopsida, Fabales, Fabaceae. Gene Ontology annotation, molecular function: protein kinase activity; ATP binding. The record is from RefSeq and is a predicted model, not a curated record. Gene Ontology annotation, biological process: protein phosphorylation. Bases 40 to 1911 code for a protein of 623 amino acids. The transcript has a single exon.
UUUACUUCAUUUGUUACUGUAACCUAAUAAAAUGUAUGCAUGAUAACUGUAAUAAUCAUAUGCAGUCCAUUUCUUUUCUUACACAAACUAAUUUGGAUGGCAAUGUCACAUUGUUUCAUCACUCUACUGAUUCUCCUCCUGCUUAUCAAUGCUAGCAGCAGUCAUGAUCAUGAUGAGUGCAGAGAAUCAUCCUUCCAACUCUUUGAUGAAUCAUCCCAACAUAAAUGUCUUCAUCCUCAGUAUUGUCUAUACUGUACUCAAAACAAGAAAACCAUAAUCUCACUCCCUACAACUUCAGGUCCAAUUCAAUUCUCCGUCGAUGAAAUUGAUUAUGAAUCAAACCAGAUUUCAGUUUCGGACCCGGAAAGUUGUCUUCCUACGAAGUUACUCAUACUGAAACUUAACAGUUCACCAUUUCUGCCUUACCGAUUUGUUUUAGAUUCAGAAACAAAACUUUCUUUCUUCAACUGCUCUUCAGUUAAGAAACAUCACCUGAGAAACCAAGAUCAGACAUCCCAAGAGUCGCAAGAUAUGAAUACAUGCAAAAUUUACGCUGCUAUAUCCGUUGACAGUAUCCUCAAAUUGGACCUUGUAUCAUGUACUAAGAUGUUUGACGUCAGUGCCGCUAUCAGUAUAACGGGACUUACAUAUAAUCAACUCGGUUUGAGUUGGCCUAAACCAAAUUGUGCAGCCUGUGAAGCAGAAGGGAAGAAUUGUAGAUGGAGCAGCAACGGCGUAAAAGGUGAAGUUGAAUGUUUUGAGUGCAACAAAAAACUAAAGACGAAUCAAAUUCCAAAAUCGGUUAUUUAUGCUAGUGCAGGUUCAAUUAUAUUGGGUUUAAUCACCGUUGUAUUUAUUAAGAUUUAUUUGUAUUUUAGAGAGAAAGAAGAAGAUCAAGUUAGAAUUGAUAAGUUUUUAGAAGAUUAUAGAGCACAAAAGCCUGCUAGAUUUUCAUAUUCCGAUAUAAAAAGAAUCACAGGCGGAUUUAAGGAGAAGAUAGGAGAAGGAGCUCACGGAGUUGUGUUUAAAGGAAAACUCUCUAGUGAGAUUCUGGUGGCUGUGAAAAUUCUCAAUAAUUCACCAGGAGAAGGAAAAGAGUUCAUCACUGAAAUGGAAAUUAUGGGAAAAAUCCACCACAUCAACGUAGUUCGUUUGCUUGGCUUCUGCGCAGAUGGAAUUCACCGCGCUCUUGUGUACAAUUUUUUUCCAAAAGGCUCGUUACAAAGUUUCAUAUUUUCACCUGAAGAAAAGGACCAUUUCUUGGGGUGGGAAAAGGUGCAACAAAUUAGUCUUGGUAUAGCAAAAGGAGUUGAAUAUCUUCACGAGGGUUGUAACCAUCCAAUUCUUCACUUUGACAUCAACCCUCACAAUGUUUUGUUAGAUGACACUUUCACUCCAAAAAUUUCAGAUUUCGGUCUUGCCAAAUUAUGUUCCAAGAAUAUUAGUAUGGUGUCCAUGACAGCUGCUAGGGGAACUUUGGGAUACAUGGCGCCCGAAGUUUUGUCCCGAAAUUUUGGGAAUGUUUCUCUUAAGUCUGAUAUUUAUAGUUAUGGGAUGUUGUUGCUUGAAAUGGUUGGUGGAAGAAAGAAUGUGGACUCAUCAUCUGCACAAACUUUCCAUGUAUUAUAUCCGGAUUGGAUCCAUAACUUAUUAGAAGGAGACAUACAUAUACGUAUUGAAGAUGAAAGUGAUGUUGAAAUUGCAAAGAAACUCGCAAUUGUUGGACUUUGGUGCAUCCAGUGGCAGCCAAUGAACCGUCCAUCCAUAAAAACUGUCAUACAAAUGUUGGAAACAAGAGAUUACAGUCAGUUAAUUUGUCCUCCAAACUUGUUUCAUUCAACCACUUGUAUUACCACUGGUGAAAGCAGCUUAGCCAGACAAACUUUCCAAAUGGAAAUGAUUCAGGAAUAAUCAUUUGACUUAUUCCUUUAUUAUUGAUAAAAUUAAACAUUUCAAUUUGCAAAAACUUAGCAUUUGUAUUUUUUAGACCAGUAUGUUUCAGGUGUGGUUUUGUAAAUAUUUUAGUUUUUAUAAGGAAAUAUU